This is a messenger RNA of Dryobates pubescens (Downy woodpecker), 2852 nucleotides long. It is a transcript of the gene SF3A1, whose product is annotated as splicing factor 3a subunit 1. Lineage: Eukaryota; Metazoa; Chordata; Aves; Piciformes; Picidae. Gene Ontology annotation, molecular function: protein binding; RNA binding. Gene Ontology annotation, biological process: regulation of alternative mRNA splicing, via spliceosome; mRNA cis splicing, via spliceosome. The transcript has 16 exons. The coding region runs from base 127 to 2499 and encodes 790 amino acids. The record is from RefSeq and is a predicted model, not a curated record. Gene Ontology annotation, cellular component: U2-type prespliceosome; U2 snRNP; catalytic step 2 spliceosome.
GCAGCGCCUGGCGGGCCGGCGCCAUUUCGUCCCCCGCGCUGCCGUCGGCGUCGUCCUCCUCCCCUUCGCCUCAAGCCGGGAGCGGCUCCGGCGGGGAAGCCUUCCCCGCCACGACCAGGCAGCGUCAUGCCGGCCGGACCCGUGCAAGCCAUGCCGCCGGCGCAGCCAGCGCCUCCCGCCGAGAACAAGCCGGCUGAAGAGGAGUCAAAAGAGGAGGCAGCCCCAGCCAAGCCUGUGGUGGGAAUCAUUUACCCUCCUCCAGAGGUCAGGAAUAUCGUGGACAAGACUGCCAGCUUCGUGGCCAGAAAUGGUCCUGAGUUUGAGGCUCGGAUCCGACAGAAUGAGAUCAACAACCCCAAGUUCAACUUCCUCAACCCCACCGACCCCUACCACGCCUACUACCGCCACAAAGUCAGCGAGUUCAAGGAGGGCAAAGCUCAGGAGCCCUCAGCUGCCAUCCCCAAGGUCAUGCAACAGCAGCAAAGUGCUCAGCAGCAGCUGCCACAGAAGGUGCAGGCCCAGGUGAUCCAGGAGACAGUGGUUCCCAAAGAGCCACCUCCAGAGUUCGAGUUCAUCGCUGACCCUCCCUCCAUCUCGGCCUUCGACCUGGACGUGGUGAAGCUGACGGCGCAGUUCGUGGCGCGCAACGGGAGGCAGUUCCUGACCCAGCUGAUGCAGAAGGAGCAGAGGAACUACCAGUUCGACUUCCUGCGCCCCCAGCACAGCCUCUUCAACUACUUCACCAAGCUGGUUGAGCAGUACACAAAGAUCUUGAUCCCUCCAAAGGGUUUGCUCCUCAAGCUCAAGAAAGAGGCUGAAAAUCCCAAGGAAGUCCUGGACCAGGUGUACUACAGGGUGGAGUGGGCGAAGUUCCAGGAGCGAGAGCGGAAGAAGGAGGAGGAGGAGAAGGAGAAGGAGCGUGUGGCCUACGCCCAGAUCGACUGGCACGACUUCGUGGUGGUGGAGACUGUUGACUUCCAGCCCAAUGAGCAAGGGAAUUUCCCCCCUCCCACCACCCCAGAAGAGCUGGGAGCUCGCAUCCUGAUCCAGGAGCGCUACGAGAAGUUUGGGGAGAGUGAGGAGGUGGAAAUGGAGGUGGAGUCAGAUGAGGAAGAUGAGAAGCAAGAGAAAACAGAUGAGCCCCCAGCCCAGCUGGAUCAAGACACUCAAGUGCAGGAUAUGGAUGAGGGCUCGGAUGACGAAGACGAAGGUCAGAAGGUUCCUCCUCCUCCAGAAACCCCAAUGCCACCACCUCUUCCUCCCACCCCAGACCAGGUCAUUGUGAGGAAAGACUACGAUCCCAAAGCCUCCAAGCCGCUGCCACCAGCCCCAGCCCCAGAUGAGUAUCUGGUGUCCCCCAUCACUGGGGAGAAGAUCCCUGCCAGCAAGAUGCAGGAGCACAUGAGGAUCGGGCUGCUGGACCCGCGCUGGCUGGAGCAGCGCGACCGCUCCAUCCGCGAGAAGCAGAGCGACGACGAAGUCUACGCCCCAGGGCUGGACAUUGAGAGCAGCCUGAAGCAGCUGGCAGAGCGCCGUACUGACAUCUUCGGUGUGGAGGAGACUGCCAUUGGCAAAAAGAUUGGAGAGGAGGAGAUCCAGAAGCCAGAGGAGAAGGUGACCUGGGAUGGCCACUCGGGCAGCAUGGCCCGCACGCAGCAGGCUGCUCAGGCCAAUAUUACUCUGCAAGAGCAAAUUGAAGCCAUCCACAAGGCCAAGGGACUGGUGCCAGAAGAUGACAGCAAGGAGAAGAUUGGUCCCAGCAAACCCAAUGAAAUGCCACAGCCACCCCCUCCUUCAUCAGCAUCAAAUCCCCCAGCCAGUGCUCAGCCCAUCACGUCCGUUCCUCGUCCUCCCACAAUGCCGCCCCCGGUGCGCGCCGCCGUGGUCUCGGCGGUGCCGGUGAUGCCUCGCCCGCCCAUGACCUCGGUGGUGCGCCUGCCCCCCGGCUCGGUGAUCGCCGCCCCCAUGCCGCCCAUCAUCCACACCCCGCGCAUCAACGUGGUGCCCAUGCCGCCCUCCGCGCCGCCCAUCAUGAGCCCGCGCCCGCCCCCCAUGAUCGUGCCCACAGCCUUCGUUCCUGCCCCUCCUGUGGCUCCCGUGCCCUCUCCGGCCCCCAUGCCGCCCGUUCACCCCCCGCCCCCCAUGGAGGAGGAGCCAGUCUCCAAGAAGCUGAAGAGUGAGGACAGCCUGAUCCCAGAGGAGGAGUUCCUGCGCAGGAACAAGGGUCCAGUCACGGUCAAAGUCCAGGUUCCCAACAUGCAGGACAAGACAGAAUGGAAGCUGAAUGGCCAAGUGUUGGUGUUCACUCUGCCUCUCUCAGACCAGGUGUCUGUUAUAAAGGUUAAGAUCCACGAGGCCACAGGCAUGCCAGCUGGGAAGCAGAAGCUGCAGUAUGAGGGCAUCUUCAUCAAGGACUCAAACUCCCUGGCAUAUUACAACAUGUCAAGUGGCUCUCUGAUCCACCUGGCACUCAAGGAAAGAGGAGGCAGGAAGAAAUAAGAGCCAUGGAGCCCAGAGAAGUGUUGUGGCCAGGAUGCCACUUGUGUAAUCUCCCCCUCCCCACCAUCAAAUCCUCUGGCCUUCCAGGGGCUGCUUGAAAAGAGAGACUGGACCCCAUGUGGGGGAGAGAGAAGCUGUUGCUAGAGCCCUGAGAUGUGUCAGUGUAGUGACCUGGUGUGUAACUGCAGCAUGUUAGUGAUCCAUGCUUUGCUCCAGCGCUGGCUCUCCACUCAAUUCCCUCUUGCAGCACCCACUGAAGUAAUUCCCAGCUUAGCUUAGACCUUUCUUGGAGGGAUUUCCACUGCCCAGCAGCAUCAGCUCUCUGCAGUGCUUCGUGCUUCUAACUGGAAAUC